GUGGUCACGUGACCUAGGCCCCGCGGGAGCCAAGGUGCGCGUUCCAGCUUCCGGAGCCGGAGGGGGGCCGGCGUGCCCAGCCCCAAACCCACGACCCGUCGCGACCAUGCUGUCCCGCCUGCUGAAAGAACACCAGGCCAAGCAGAAUGAACGCAAAGAGCUGCAGGAGAAGAGGAGGCGAGAGGCUAUUGCUGCAGCGACCUGCCUGACAGAAGCUUUGGUGGAUCACCUCAAUGUGGGUGUGGCCCAGGCCUACAUGAACCAGAGAAAGCUGGACCAUGAGGUGAAGACCCUACAAGUCCAGGCUGCCCAAUUUGCCAAGCAGACAGGCCAGUGGAUCGGGAUGGUGGAGAACUUCAACCAGGCACUCAAGGAGAUCGGGGAUGUGGAGAACUGGGCUCGGAGCAUCGAGCUGGACAUGCGCACCAUUGCCACGGCACUGGAAUAUGUCUACAAAGGGCAGCUGCAGUCUGCCCCCUCCUAGUCCCUGUCCCUCCCACCCCAUCCCUCCUACCUCAUCCGCAGGGGCAGGAGGGAGACUGACAGGCCAUGAAUAAAACAGGAGCCUCUGUUUCUA
This is a messenger RNA of Lemur catta (Ring-tailed lemur), 577 nucleotides long. RefSeq names its product biogenesis of lysosomal organelles complex 1 subunit 1 (gene BLOC1S1). Gene Ontology annotation, biological process: endosomal transport. The transcript has 4 exons. Gene Ontology annotation, cellular component: BLOC-1 complex. Lineage: Eukaryota; Metazoa; Chordata; Mammalia; Primates; Lemuridae. Bases 107 to 484 code for a protein of 125 amino acids. The record is from RefSeq and is a predicted model, not a curated record.